Messenger RNA from Tachysurus vachellii, 1217 nucleotides. RefSeq names its product C-type lectin domain family 4 member E-like. Lineage: Eukaryota; Metazoa; Chordata; Actinopteri; Siluriformes; Bagridae. The record is from RefSeq and is a predicted model, not a curated record. Gene Ontology annotation, molecular function: signaling receptor activity. The transcript has 4 exons. Bases 228 to 632 code for a protein of 134 amino acids.
UUAAUGUGUUUUCCGUUUUGUUAAUUUGGUUUGGGUUUUGUUAAUUUGGUUUGGGUUUUGUUAAUUUGGUUUGGGAUUUGUUAAUGUGUUUUCCGUUUUGUUAAUUUGGUUUGGGUUUUGUUAAUUUGUUUUGCACUUCCCGGCCACCGUAGAUAUAGUUUGUGAAAGGAAACUUACCGAUCAUUGGACAAGACGACUGACGACUGUCAUUAAAGAUAUACAGGUGAAUGAAAGGUGUCUCAUCCGAUGAUGGAUGGAUAUAUUUCAGCUCCAGUGUUUACUACAUCUCUAAUGUAGCUAAGAGCUGGCCUGAGAGCAGACAGAACUGCACAGAGAGAGGAGCAGGCCUGGUGGUCAUAAACAACAAAGAGGAACAAGAGUUCAUCAGUAAAUCGCUGUGCAGUAGAAAAGCCUGGAUUGGUCUAAAUGACAGAGACACUGAGGGAGUGUGGAAGUGGGUAGAUGAUACACCACUGACCACUAGGUAUUGGGGACGUGGUGAACCGAACGGUAAACUUUAUGAGGACUGUGUCAUCACAGGUGAAUUUUCUGAUGCUGUCUGGACCUGGGCUGAUUAUCCCUGUGAUCAUAAGUUUAUCUGGAUCUGUGAGAAGACAGUCGCAUUCAACUGAAUUUACAUUGUUACAUAAUUGUGUCUGAAAAAUCCUCACCAUCAUAAUGUUGCCUGCUUUUCUAUUUUUCAUUCAGCAGCGAUAUGGAAGCAUGAAUGUGGUUUAAUAUAAUCAAUCGUUUUGUUCUGUGAUGACAGUGACUCGGUACACUUAAUGUUAUAUCCUCCCUUCUGUUGGCUUUCUUCUCUGUCCUUUAUUUUGUUUUUAUUUGUAUACAUGCUACAAGAUCACAGAGAAAGAAACACAGAAAAAGAAUCAAGUGUCAUUUGUCUCUGCUUGGUUAGUGGCUGCCUUUUAUCUAUGAAACACUAUUGUAAAGCAUUAUACUAAAACAAUAUACUGAUCCAUUUAUGAAAUUAUGAAGGUUUAAUUGUUUUAUUCCUUACUUGAAAAGCAUUUUUUUCAUAUGUUAAAAAAAAGGCUCAACACUCCACCUAAUCCAGUCAAUCAAAUACAAUUUCAGUGACAGUGCAGUGAAAAUAGAAUGAUGUAUGAUAUAACAAUGUGUUAAAUGAAAUAAUUUUUGUCCUUGUCAAUCCUUGUCAUCUGUCGUCAUCUGUCUUCCUAUGUCUUCCUGUGUCCUAG